UUAAUGUGCGUUUUCGCAAAGUUUCAAAAUAUGGCAAUGGCUUUGAGAUUCUUCCACCACUCUGGUUUCUCAACAACCAUAUCUUUUCGAAACCAUCGUUUAGUCGGGAAAAGAAAUUAUUUCCUCCCCCAUCUGAAAGAGGAGAAAGUGGCUGUUCGACUCGCAAAUGCUAGUGAUUUUGACGAGAUUUUAAAGCUGUCUAAGAAGAUGGAGGACACUUUCGACUAUGUCCCCUACAGGUUCCACAAAUGGCUCACGGAGCCCAACAGAUUCAAUAUCGUUGCUGAGAAAGGAUCGAAAGUGGUGGGUUUCAUGGGAAUGAGCGUCGUUGACGGUGAAGAGUCAUUAGUUAUCGAAGGUGGAAGAGUCGAUCCUAAUCAUAGAAAUAAUGGUGUUAUCGCGUUGAUUAUGUCUCUUGGAUUUGAGCUAACCCGUCAGAAAUUCCCAAAGGUGGUUCGUACAAGGUACACAGUCUGGUCUGGGGCUUACCAAGGAGUACAGAAUACAAUCCAAAAGCACAAGCUCAGCGAUAAAGAACUGCAUAACUACGAUUUUUUAACUUACAAAGUUGACCCUGAGCAGAUCAACUUUUCCAACUUUGAACACAAGUUAGAAAACUGCUCGAGCCUUCGACCCUGCCCAAAGGAAGAGUUUCAGAAAAACGUUCUGAAAAACACUGGUACUCUCUCGCUACUUCCUAAUAACAUUCUGGUUAUUGACUGGCAACCGUUUGAAGCCAUGCCAUCCAACAUCGAGCACAUCGCAGAGGACCGAGAUCAAUAUUUUGUCGACUCGUCAAAUGGUUGUCAGGACCAAUUGAAUCCAUUGUCUUUCAGCCUGGGAAGAUUUGUGCAAUUGGUUCGCGGGAUGGUGUGGUCCUCAACGAUCUACGCGAGGGACUCGAGACUUUGUCGGUCUCAGGUGAUCCAUCAGUUGACGAGUGCCUGUCAGACUGCACAAGGAAGCUUUUUAUUCAGCACCUAUCAAGAUCCUUCCCUCACCAAGUAUUGUAAAGAAGCCCUUAGCGACAUUCCAGGUGUUACAAGGAUAAACGAUGAAGAGCCUACACAAAAGAUGUUUAUUUUUGAGGGUAAAUUGGAACCAAAAACAAUCAUAGAAUAGUGUGCAACAGGGACUAGAAAAGCUUUUUUUCCGUAUGGAAGUAGAAGAAUACUUCUCGUGUAUAUAUAUCCUUUGAAAGAAACGUGUUAAAGAUGGCCGUUUUCAUUCUCAAAAAGCUCUGAUUUACUGCAAGUCUCCCAUAUUUCAGAUUCCAUAUAUCCCAUAUGUGUAUUACAUGUUUCCUUAGGUAACUUUGGUUAAAUGUCUUAUAUGUCAUAAAUUCGUUUAUAAUUAGCUUUAGGUUAUCCUUUUUGUAAUAUUCUUAUUAUGUCACCACUUAUUUAUACUCUUGAUUUCAAGGAAGUCUGUACUUGUUUUUGUUCACACUCAAGUCUCCUCGAGAGCUUUAUCUUUUUGGGGAAAUCCAAAGUCAUUAAUUUAGGAUAUGAUGUUGGGUCUUGAAAUGACAGGUAGCGGCUGAGUUCAAGUUUGAUAGCCGUUUAGGACGAUGUCAUUGUAUUCUACCCAAAAAGGGAACAAACACACAUUAAAGGAUACAUUUGAUUUCAAUUUUCUUCCACCAAAUUCCAGUGGAAUGCAUAAUUUGAAUUCGUCCACGUUCUUUUUUUUACAUUUUUCGCUAAAACCCCGAAUAUUGACUGUGGUAAUUUGAGGUAUCCUGGACUAAAACAAUACAUCGCUCAAGGACGUGACGAAUCUCUUUAUUGUGAAUAAUUAGAAAAGAAAUUAUGGCCAAAGCAUAAGUUUGUUGAGCCUUUGACGUCAUGAUGACGUUUUUUGCCGUGCGAUUGCGCGCUCGGCUGGACAUGUCUUCAGGAAUAGCAGACGAUUUUUGGACAGCUCUUAGCGGUAAAAAAUGGUCAUCGAAGGUUUGUUUUGAGGUUUUAUUUGCGGAGAGGGUUUUAACUUGACCAAAUUCAACAUUAUUUUGACA
Molecule: messenger RNA, 2017 nt
Organism: Stylophora pistillata
Lineage: Eukaryota; Metazoa; Cnidaria; Anthozoa; Scleractinia; Pocilloporidae
Product: histidine N-acetyltransferase-like
Molecular function (GO): acyltransferase activity, transferring groups other than amino-acyl groups
Source: RefSeq, a predicted model, not a curated record